CCAUUACUCUACCGCCGCAAAUUUUCUAGCACGCAUCAAAUAUAUUAAGGAGACUAAUGGUUUGAGUAAAAUGCCUAUGAUCUAUGUACCAAUAUGGUGGAUUUUGAAGCUAAGCAAUGGUUAAAUGAUCCUAACGUUCUGGAGUACUUCAAUAACAUUCAAUUGGAUUUGCUGAGUACAUGGAGCACAAGAUUUUUAUGAUGCUUCAGCUCGGACAUCUAAAACCAAGCGCUCAGCUGGAUGUGGUAGAAAUGGCACUUAUUUUAAACAUCAUAAAUGACAUUAAGUUUUUGUGUGUCAAAGUAUAAUAUUGGGAUAAAUGGAACUUCCACUGAUGCUUAGGAACCUCCUAACUCUAAAAGAUGACCAGCAACUUCAAUAGAUCCCUCAGUGAAAGCCAGCAUUUGAUCAUAAAUCUAUUAAGAGCACUCAAAACAUAGAAAGGCUCUGAUAAUAGGAGGUCCUUGAGGAUUAGGAUGAUCCUCAGCACCAGUGAAAGUAAAAGUAUCAUUAAUAUGCUAUUUAAAAGAAUAUGCAAUGUGAGUGAUGCAAACAAAAAUACUUAGCUUCUGUUUGAGAACGUCUUUGAUUUUCGUUUGGUUACACUGAAUGCUGCCGCCUGAAAGAAUUUACGGUGACAGACGUCAGAUAUUGCAUCACAAGAACAUCAAAAUUUUAUCAUUUUAGAAGGGAGAUAACAAGUCUAGGUCAACGCAACUUUCUAAAGAACUUGACGGAUUCAAAUGAAACCUUAAGCUUGCUUAGUUUGAUUCCACUUGCCACAAGCAAGAAACUACGCACCUCGAAACGAACAGCAGCUAAAAAACAAAACCAGAAUAGUUAGAAUUCUUCCUCCUUCCUUCCACCUUCCACUCUUGCCCAAUACAACAAAUCCCUCCCUCUCUCACUCUCUCUCUCUCUCUCAAUUUCCCUCAAUCAUGGAUUCAAUCGCCCAUGCACGGCUUGCUCUCUCUCUCCUUCUCCUCCACUCUCUCUUCUCUCCAUCCCUAUCUUCUAAUCCUCUGCGCCAUCUUCUACAAUCCGUCCCUCCUCCCCAAAACAUCCCGACUGCCCCCUCCACCACUGUCCCCCCUCUCCCCAUCUCUCCUCCCCUUCCCUCCUCUCCUUCACCGUCAGCACACAAUUCCACCAACAGAAAAAUAGCCACUGCGGUGGUAGCCACGGCCGCAAGCAGCUUCCUCCUCUCCGGCCUCCUCUUCUUCGCCUUUCUCCACUUCACCGCCAAACGCCGCCAGCUAAAACCCGGCCCUUUACCGCCCUUCCGGCCCAUACCGGAAGCCGCUCUCAAGGGCGCAAUCUCCGAUGAAAAUGGCCUCGAUGUCCUCUACUGGAGAAGCCUCGAUGACGCCGGACCGAGGCGCUGCGAUCAUUGCAACAGUCUUCUUCGAAAAUCGCCUGGCGAGGAAUACCGCCUCUUUCCGGUGAAGCAGGACGAACGCCAACACCAAAAAGUCCCUCUUUUACCUUCCGACUCUAUCAAUUCGUCUUCCACGGCGUUCGCCGCCCAGCCACCGAGUACUCCUCCGCCUCCAACUCCGCCUCCGCCGCCGCCGCCGAGUGCUCCUCCGCCGCCACCUUCGAAGCCUCCCGCGCCUCCAAAGCCGCCCGGGCCUCCGGCGCCACCGGCUAAAAAGGGGCAGGGAACGCCCCCUCCGCCGCCUGCCCGGCGAGGAGGAGGUCCACCGUUGCCUCCGGGAUCUUCAUCGAAACCGCCGCCGGUGCCGGAUGGGGGGAAGGAACGACCUAGGAUGAAGCCGCUGCACUGGGACAAGGUGACGCCGGCCAACGCGGGGCAUUCAAUGGUUUGGGACAAGAUCACCGACGGAUCAAUUAGGUUCGAUGAUGAUAUGAUGCAAGAACUAUUCGGCUACGCCACCACCAACCGCAAAUCACCGAAUUCCAACUCCGCCGCCAUUAAACCAAGCUCCCUCACCAUCAUCCCCAACCCCCCUCAAAUCCGCCUCCUAGAACCACGCAAAUCGCAGAACAUAUCCAUCAUCCUCCGCACCCUUGCCGUCAGCCGCGAGGAGAUCCUUGAAGGCCUCCAAGACGGCCAGUCGCUCGCCGCCGACACGCUGGAUAAGCUCUCCCGGAUCGCCCCCACUCCUGAAGAGGAAUCGACAAUCCUUUCCUUUACCGGCAACCCAUCUCACCUCGCCGAUGCUGAAUCCUUCCUCUUCCGCAUCCUCCGCACCAUCCCCGCCGCGUUUCCCCGCAUCUCCGCCCUCCGUUUCCGCCGAUCCAUCUACGAACCCGAGAUCCUUCACCUCAAGCAGUCUUUACAAACGCUCGAUCUCGCCUGCAACGAGCUCCGUACCAAAGUUCUAUUCAUCAAGCUCCUGGAAGCCAUUCUUAAGGCCGGGAACAGGAUGAACGCCGGAACAGCGCGUGGAAACGCGCAGGCGUUCGAUCUCACCGCCCUCCGUAAGCUCGCGGACGUCAAGAGCACGGAUGGGAAAACCACUCUGCUCCACUUCGUCGUCGAAGAGGUUGUGCGGUCCGAAGGAAAGCGUUGCGCCGCCGUCAAUCGCAGCAACAGUUUCCGGCGAUCAGCGAGCCGGAAUGCUAGGAGCUCGGUGGAGCAGGAAGGGCAUCGGCAGGCCAGGCAGGAUAAGGAAAGGGAGUAUAUGAUGCUGGGUCUACCCAUCGUUGGGGGACUCAGUGUAGAUUUUGCUAAUGUGAAAAAAGCCGCCGCAAUCGACCACGAUUCCGUCUCAAGCGGUUGCGAAUCCCUAACGGCACGAGUUGCGGAGAUCCGGCAGUUGAUGGGAAGUUGGAAGGAUGAUGAAGGGGAAUUCGUGAAGGAAAUGAGGAGGUUCGUUGAUGCGGCGGUGGAAGAGAUUGAAAAGGUUAAGGAGGAGAAGAACAGCGUGAUGGAUAAGGUGAGGAGGACGAUCGAGUACUAUCAGCCGGCGGCGUCGAAGGACAAGGGGGCCAAGCAGCUUCAGCUGUUUGUUAUAGUGAGAGAUUUCUUGGGGAUGGUAGAUCAGGCUUGUGUUGAUAUUACCAGGAAUCUGCAGAAGAAGAAGCAGCAGCGGCCGACGCCGCCUCCGCCUCAGCCGUCGAUUGAGGAAGCGCCGGUAAGAUCGCCGGAAAAAUUGCCGGUGGGAAGACUGGCGUCGGUGAAGGAGGAGAGGAUUACUACCAGGUUUCCAAACUUGCCGGCUCGGUUCCUGUCCGAUAAUUCAUUGACCGGUUCUGAUUCGGAGGAGGAAGAAGAUAGCUUUUGAGAGGACUUCUUUUUCAAUACUAUAAAGUUUGCAUUAUUAACAUUUUAAUUGGUUUAUGAAAGAAAAAAAGAUUUUGCAAAUUUAAUUUCAAUGCUUUGGGGCGGAUUUGUAGCCACGGUUUGAGUAAGA
Messenger RNA from Phalaenopsis equestris, 3380 nucleotides. Its product is annotated as formin-like protein 4. Lineage: Eukaryota; Viridiplantae; Streptophyta; Magnoliopsida; Asparagales; Orchidaceae. The record is from RefSeq and is a predicted model, not a curated record. Bases 939 to 3251 code for a protein of 770 amino acids. The transcript has 2 exons. Gene Ontology annotation, molecular function: actin filament binding. Gene Ontology annotation, biological process: actin nucleation; actin cytoskeleton organization.